AUAUCUCUUUAAUUUAAAAAACAAUUUACAAGCAAAAAUUUAAACAAAAAGAAAUUCACAUUGAACUUUAAUAGAAUAAUGAAGACCUAUAUACCAUAAGAGCAGAAGCAGCCCAUACAGUUAGAUAUUCUAUAAAGUCAGUUGUACACCAAACCUUUAAAUGAAUAAAAUUAAGACUUCUUCAACUAGUUUAUUAAAUUGUACUUGCAAAUUUAAGAACUUUAGAGUCUCAAUCAAAUAAAAAGCAUUCCAACAUGCUACCAGGACAAGCAAGAUGAGGAGAAAAAAUAAGAAGAAAAGAAUAUUUCAGUUAAAACAGAAGUAAAUAAUAUAAUCAUAUAAAAUAACAGCCAAAUCAAAAAGGAGUAUGAAGAAUGCAACUCCAAUGAAUAGACUAAUAUAUCCUUUGAACCUUUCACCUUGCCUACACAGGACUCAACUUAAACAUAUUUUAAUAAUAAUCAUAAUAAUAAUAAUAAAAACAUUAAUAAUACAACUUUAAUACAAAACAAUACAAAAUUGCUCAUAAAAGAUGGAGUCAAAACUGACAUCAAAGCAUUUCCAGCUAUAAAUUAUUCAGGUUUUACUUUCCCUCCAUCAAUAAUGUCUUCAAACAGUUCUUUUACAUUGCAAAAUAGUAAAAUUCAAGCUCUUUAAAAGCUUAAAAAUAACACAGCUAAUAAAGAUAAUUGCAUAAAUUAUCUUUCUUCUCUAACUUCCUUAAGAGAUAAUAAUAGAUUAUAAAUAAAUGGUAAAAUAUUAGGUGAUAAUACAAUAUUCGCUCAUUAGCAAUUCUAAAACAUAGAAUAGCAGUAACAACUAUAAAAAUAAUCUAGCUUUUAAUAAAACCCUUUCAAUAUUUUGAUUAAGUAAGAAAUUAAAUAAGAAUAAAUUUAAAAUGGAUCCUUUUUACUAUCAUCAAACUAAAGUAUAAAAUAAGAGUAAGAGUGUGAAAACACUGAAAGUAAUAUGUAAGAAGAAAAAUAAGAAGAAAAAAAGAAUGAUCCCAAAGAAACUCACAAUAUCAUUUAGCAAGUUAUUCCUUUGUUUAUUGAUCGCUUUCAAGCUCGCUGCAAAGAUAUUCCCUUAAAGGACUCUUUCAAGCAGCUUCUUGCAAAAAGAUCCUCUACAAAAAGUCUUUAAUAUUUCAAUGAAAUAUGUAAAGUAAUUUAACAAGAAACCUUGCAUAACAAUCUACCUUUAAUGGAGAUAGCAUACUAAAUAUUUGAGUAUGACCUUGCUCAAUGGGCAAGGAAUAGUAAAAAUAUUGAAACAGCUUGUCUCUAUUUUAAAUAUUAAAGUGCAUUUAUUCUUAUUCUUAAAAAUCCUUGUAAAUUCAGUUCUAUUAAAGUUGCGCGCAAAGCUCACUCUUAAAAAAUGGAAAAAUUUUUAGGGAAACGUUGA
This is a messenger RNA of Tetrahymena thermophila SB210, 1404 nucleotides long. RefSeq lists its product as hypothetical. NCBI's taxonomy places the organism in Eukaryota, Ciliophora, Oligohymenophorea, Hymenostomatida, Tetrahymenidae. The record is from RefSeq and is a predicted model, not a curated record. The transcript is spliced from 3 exons.